Messenger RNA from Clonostachys rhizophaga, 789 nucleotides. The record is from the annotation of a GenBank genome assembly. NCBI's taxonomy places the organism in Eukaryota, Fungi, Ascomycota, Sordariomycetes, Hypocreales, Bionectriaceae.
AUGCCCCAACAACGGGCUCCGUGGCUUGCCCGUUUUCUAUCGGACUUCACUCUGGGCUUCUCUGAUGGCCUCACGGUGCCAUUCGGCCUCACAGUAGGGCUCAGCUCCCUUGGGCGCACCCAGACAGUCAUCUACGCCGGCCUCGCAGAGCUAUGCGCUGGAAGCAUCAGCAUGGGAAUCGGUGGCUACUUGUCAGCCCUAGAUGAUGUGCGCUCCUCAACGCAGCGCCGCAAAGCAAAUGACACACCAUUUGAAGAUGACCACCUGGAAGAGCGGAGAGGCAUGCUGGAUACCACCGCAGAUGAUGAGAAGGGUAGCGACGCGGAGCGUAUCCGCCGCUACCUGGGGCCCCUUGAUCUUCCCGUCGACGCGAUUGAAGACCUCUUAUCCAGGAUCAAGGAGCGAAAAGAUGGCCUUUCACAUGCUGCUUCUAGAAUUUCAUUGGAAAGUGAACAUAUUUUCGAAGAUCAUCAAAGGCCCUACAACAUACAGCCUCUCAUCACUGGCCUGUCCAUUUCACUAGGCUACAUUAUUGGAGGACUCAUCCCCCUCCUUCCUUACUUUUUCAGCUCUACAAUCGGUACAGGGCUGUGCUGGAGUAUUGGAUUCUGUUUGUUUGCUUUGUUUUCGUUUGGUUUCGGGAAGGCCUGGUUCAUGGGUGAUGAAGAGAUUCGCUGGAGGCGCUGUCUCUGGGAAGGCCUACGGAUGUUGGUAUUGGGAAGCUUAGCCGCUUCCGCCGCCGUUUUAUGCAUUAAUUUGCUUGGAACUCGAGAGCCGCAAGCCAGUUGA